AUGAAAGUACCAUCACAACUCAAGGUAUGGUCACAAAUGUCCAAACAAGACCAAAUCAAUGUGAUCCAAAUCUUUGUGAUUUUACCAUUUGUCUUGUUGUGUAUUCCUUCUUCCUUUGGGAGAAGUGAACAAUAUGACACAUUCCCGUCGCCUUUUAACUUACUCUGGUUCGUCCCAUUCUUCACAAUGAUUUACACCCUUCGAGUCAUAUUAGCUGAAAACCUUUUUUUGAAACUUGGAGAAAAAAUCGUUGUAUAUAAACAAGAAUGGACUCCUGAAAUACGGCAAGUACGAGUUCAGCGAUUUUCAAUUUGCUUCUUUAAGGCGUGUUACUUUUUCUUUACUACACCAAUGGGUAUUCUUUUGUUCAGAUAUGAAGAUUGGUUCCCAAGUCAGUUGUAUGGGAAAGGCGCUCAAAACUUAGAUUUAAUGUGGGAAGACUUCCCUUUUCAGCUCCCUACAUGGAAAUUGACGUUUUUCUAUUGCUGGGAAUUGGGAUACCACUUCCAUUCUUUAGUGCACCAUAUGUCUUCUGAAAAGCGCGCCGAUUAUUUCGAAAAUUUACUCCACCAUGUCGCCACAGUAUUUCUCAUUGUUUUCAGUUAUUUGAACAAUUGUGGGAGAUGUGGGGUCUUAGUGUUGAUACUCCACGACUUAGUCGAUAUGAUUAUGUAUUUUGCAAAGUCAGUGAAUGAUAUCAAAACGCAAAUACCUGCUUAUAUUUCCUUUGCGUUACUCGCAUAUUCAUUCCCCAAAUUCAGAAUAUACUUCUUAGGUGGCUAUUUAAUUCCAGCGGCCGGUGGUUGUAUCAAAUAUGUCCCUUCUGAUUUACAAGGUGGGUUUAUGGUUUACUGUCUGAUUAUGUCGCUUCUCUGUGUAUUAUUGGUUCUUCACAUCUAUUGGUUCUUCCUGAUCCUCCAGAUGAUAUACAAAAUCGUCACUCAAAAAGGUCGUAUAGCUGAUCCUCACACUGUUGGUAAUUAA
This is a messenger RNA of Entamoeba invadens IP1, 984 nucleotides long. Its product is annotated as longevity assurance factor, putative. Bases 1 to 984 code for a protein of 327 amino acids. Gene Ontology annotation, biological process: ceramide biosynthetic process. NCBI's taxonomy places the organism in Eukaryota, Evosea, Mastigamoebida, Endamoebidae. The transcript is spliced from 2 exons. Gene Ontology annotation, cellular component: membrane. Gene Ontology annotation, molecular function: sphingosine N-acyltransferase activity. The record is from RefSeq and is a predicted model, not a curated record.